This is a messenger RNA of Aaosphaeria arxii CBS 175.79, 2627 nucleotides long. RefSeq lists its product as uncharacterized. The record is from RefSeq and is a predicted model, not a curated record. The transcript has 4 exons. Gene Ontology annotation, biological process: intra-Golgi vesicle-mediated transport. The coding region runs from base 172 to 2406 and encodes 744 amino acids. NCBI's taxonomy places the organism in Eukaryota, Fungi, Ascomycota, Dothideomycetes, Pleosporales. Gene Ontology annotation, cellular component: Golgi membrane.
GCCAACACCACCUCUGUAAUCACUGCAAGACGUCGCGACAUCCCAUGUUGCAGAUCACAACCACUCGCUCGGACUGGACUCAUCUUCCCGUUACUUCGGAACGCGCGACAGCACUGCUAAACCACCUGCACCGAUAAUUUACACGAUCAUCGCAACACGUUGCGCACAGGGAUGGAGGGCGGAUUAGAUCUCGAGCAUAGCAUCUCGCAGGAUGCUGUGCGAGAUGACAAAGAGCAGCAGGAACUGGCGCAAGAAUCUGCGGGAGACAACAAAUUCCAGACUGCCAUCGGUGCCUGGAGAAACAUCGACUUGAAUACGCUGGUCCCCCAGCUUGACACUGUAGCCUCGGACCUUGUUGCUCACCAGCGCGAUGCUCUUACACAGCGAAAGGAUCUCGCACAGAAGACCAAGGACUUCAGACGCUUGGAUGAUGCCAGCAAGUUGAAUGACAUCAAAGGGCUUUUGAAAUCCUACCAAUCUUUCAUCGACCUAAUCUCGAACCAAUCCAAGACUGUCCAGGCAGCAUUCUUUCAAGUUUACUCACCACUGUCCGAUGCCCCCGAUCCGUAUCCCUUGCUCGAAGCCUCGGUAGAUUCGCUAGUCACGGCCGAGGAGACAUUGCCAAAACUCACCUCGGAGAAUGAGCGCCUGCAAAGGACCGUUGCGACACUUACCACACAGCUUGAACAUGCAGAGAAGAAACUGGAAGAGGAGCGCACGGCUCGCCGAGCGUUGGAAGAGGGUCGCGAUAGCCAGGUCAAAGAGGUCGAGGCGUCAUGGACAGCAGUAUUGAAAGAAAAGCAGGACAAUUGGGAGGCAAAGGAGAAGAGUCUGGAAGAGAAGGUUGAGAGUCAAGACAAGUUGCUCAAGGAGCUCAAGGCCAGCUACGAGGUUUCGCAACGAUUGGGCAAGGGAGAGGAUGCAGACGGCGAGGCCACCCGUGGGGCUACAGCUGCAGAACUCGAGAUCGUCAGCUCCGAAUUGGAGAGGACGAGCCACCGUCUAGCUGAUGUGGAGGCCCGCAACGAACAAUUGCGCUUAGAACUGGCCCAAUCUGCAUCGGCACAGGUCACUCGACAGACACCUGUUGAGGACGAUCCUGCUUAUCUACGAUUGCAAUCCGAAAACUCUUCCCUCCUCAGGAAACUCGAAAACUCACGCUUCGAAAAGGACUCUGAUCGAAGCAAGCUUGAGACCGAGACCAGAAGCUUGGAGCGAGAGAUCAAGUCACUCAAGAAUGAGAAGGACGCUUUGCGGGAGAAGGUACAGAAAUGGAGCGAUUAUGAGAACGUCAAGCAGGAACUUGAAGUGCUCAAGUCCAUCGAAUUCGCGACAGGUGACGAUGACGACGAGGCAACCGAGAUUGCGCUUUCGCAAAAUGGCGCCGCAGCCAAGGGCAAAGGAGAAACCCUGGAACAGCUUCUCCUCGCUCGAAACAAGAAACUAAGCAACGAACUCACAGUCCUCAGAGUCUCGCAUCAAGACCUGCAAAGUCGAUUGGAGACCAUGCAGGAAGAGCUCUCCAGCACAAACAUGGAACUAGAGAAGUCAAGAAACUUGAACGAAACACUCGAGGCCGACCUGGAAAAAGUCCAACAAGAGGCUUCGAACGCCUUCGAAUCGUCAGCCAUGUCAGUCGCUGGCACAUACACAUCCCGUUACCCCCAAUCAUCGUACGGGGGCACUCGGCGUGGACGAGCCACAUCUCCAACAUCAUCCAUCAUCUCCGGCUUCGACCCGGCACACUCGCAGACGACCCUCUCAUCUUUGCGAGCCGGUGGCGAGCCCGGCGGCGGAGGUUCAGGUAUCCUCCCCAUGGUCACCGCGCAACGAGACCGCUUCAAAAAGCGCAACGGCGAGCUCGAGGCCGAGCUCCAAAAGUCCUACAAGACAGUAUCGACUCUCCGUUCCGAAAUUUCGGCCCUGCAGAAAGACAAUCUCGAUCUGUACGAAAAGACAAGAUACGUCUCGAGCUACAACCGCGGCGGUCAUGCGUCGGGAACUUCCGCGACUGCGGUGAAUGCCAACCCUUCGACUAUCCACGUCUCCUCGGACACAUCAUCUGGCCUCACCAUGGAUCGUUACCGCUCAGCUUACGAGUCGUCGAUCUCGCCUUUCGCGGCUUUCAGGGGCCGGGAAUCGAACAGGGCGUUGAAGAGGAUGAGCGUGUUCGAGCGGCUUGUCUUCCGCAUCACACGGCUCGUGCUCGCUACGCGAACGAGCAGAAACCUCUUCGCAGCGUACUGCAUGGGCUUACACCUCAUGGUCUUCUGGAUGCUGUAUAGCUACGCGACGGCAGACAUUGGCGCAGCGGUGGCCACGGCGACGGCGGCAGGUGGACCGGUCGCUGUACCGGGGACAGAACCUGUCGAGUGGCAGAAAGAAAGCUUCGAAGAAGCGGGAUAAAUUCGGUUUUCUUGACUCCUCCGAUAGAUGUUGUGAGGAUGCUUGUACUAUUAGUGCCGUUCACGCCUCGAACCUAUUUGCUGGUGCAUGCUGCACAUUUGCACACAUACUAGGGUAUCAGAUUUCCUUGGAGCGUUCAUGGUUGUGGGCAUCAUAAUCACUGGAAAGAUGAAUAGCAUAUGUUUUCGGGAAUUUGAAGACCAAUUCAUUUCACUAUCUGC